AUGAUUUCAAUCUGGUCCCCACCAAGGCUCAGCACAGGAAUCGAUCCCUACCAAUCUUGGAGGAAAUCUUUGCACUUCGAUGGUGCAAAGCAAAGAGCGAAGCGGCUGACAGCCAGCGCUAAUUUGUCCAGUGCAGAUUGGCACUUCUGGGAUCUGUCACAGGUGAUGACAAUGUCGUCUGCAUACUCCAAGUUAAGAAGUCGUUCUCCUGGGAGUAGCUCCACACAUCCUAAGUUGUGUCCUGUAAAUGUAAUCUCCAUGACUUGGUCAAAAGCGAACUUGAAGGCGAAAGGUGACAACAGGCAUCCUUGUCUCACACCGCUGGAGAUAUUGAAGGGCGGCGAUAGCUCACCGGAAGCCCUCAUUCUGCUCGUGAUACGCGCGUAUAAUGCUCAGAUAAUAUGUACAUAUUUCUCAGGCACACCUUUCCUGAGUAGACAGUCCCAAAGCGCACAUGGAUCAACCGAAUCGAAGGCACCUUUGAUGUCGAGGAACACGACUACAGUAGGAAGCCAAUAU
Messenger RNA from Dicrocoelium dendriticum, 519 nucleotides. The record is from the annotation of a GenBank genome assembly. NCBI's taxonomy places the organism in Eukaryota, Metazoa, Platyhelminthes, Trematoda, Plagiorchiida, Dicrocoeliidae.